Molecule: messenger RNA, 417 nt
Organism: Entamoeba dispar SAW760
Lineage: Eukaryota; Evosea; Mastigamoebida; Endamoebidae
Product: actophorin, putative
Exons: 1
Coding region: 1-417 (138 amino acids)
Biological process (GO): actin filament severing; cell motility; actin filament depolymerization
Cellular component (GO): actin cortical patch; cytoplasm; actin cytoskeleton
Molecular function (GO): actin filament binding
Source: RefSeq, a predicted model, not a curated record
AUGGCUGGAAUUCAACUUGCAGAUGAAGUCACUAGUGUUUACAAUGAUUUCAAAUUAUCUCAUAAGUUUAGAUAUAUUGUCUUUAAAAUGAACGAUGGUAUGACUGAAGUUGUUGUUGAAAAGACUGCUGAAAAGAAUGCAACAUAUGAUGACUUCCUUAAGGAUCUUCCAGAAAAGUCAGCCAGAUAUGCUGUUUAUGAUCUUGAAUAUGAUACUCCAGAAGGAUUAAGACAAAAGAUUAUCUUCUACUUAUGGACUCCAGAAGGAUGUAAGAUUAGAGAAAAGAUGUUAUAUUCUGCUACUAAAGCUACUAUUAAACAAGCUCUUGUUGGUCUUUCAGCUGAAAUUCAAGCUACUGAUGCUGGUGAAUUAAAUUUGGACGAAGUUAUUGCUAAAGUAAAAACUAUUUCAAAAUAA